Molecule: messenger RNA, 6846 nt
Organism: Clarias gariepinus (North African catfish)
Lineage: Eukaryota; Metazoa; Chordata; Actinopteri; Siluriformes; Clariidae
Gene: pcdh1a
Product: protocadherin 1a
Exons: 5
Coding region: 790-4365 (1191 amino acids)
Biological process (GO): homophilic cell-cell adhesion
Cellular component (GO): plasma membrane
Molecular function (GO): calcium ion binding
Source: RefSeq, a predicted model, not a curated record
UCUUCAUCCUGUCUCCACAUCCUCCUCGCGCUCCAGCGUUCCGGCGGGAAGCGCGCGCCGAGCCGAUCCGAGCGCCCAGGAAUCGCCUCAGAUUUCUGUUUAUUUCUAUUUUGUUUGUUUUUUUUUUAUUACCACAAAUGAAACUCUGAGGUGAAUCUCUCUGCAGACACACAGGAUUAAAGCCUGAAAUGAGGAAUGAUAUGAUACGAGUCGUCAGAUAAGUAUGCUUUUGGGGGAGACUUUUUUUUGCCAACGCGAAUACGGUGACGCUGAUUCCGCGUCUCUUCCUGAAGAACGGCUUCUCCCGAAAUUACUUCAGAUCAAUUCACAAGUCUGGAUUCUCUGACGCGACUGUGCUGGUGGUGUUUUUUUUUUUGUAUUUUUUAUAUUUUUAUUUUUCAUCUAACUCUUGCGUAAUUCUGUUACAGACGUUUAACAACAAGACAAGAGAGGGCUUGGUGAUGGAGGAGGAGAAGAAAACGGUCACUUAACGGAUUUUCUUCAUCGACGUGAAGGGAUUGUGUUGCUUCAGCUGCUGCUGUAACGUUAAUGUUAUCGUUCACGCUAGUUCUUGGGUUCUUGUUGCGUUUCUCAUCUCUUCAUGACCGGAUUGUAUAUGUGAAAGAAGAGGCUGUGUCUGUGCCGGUUUGGGUUUUUUUUUUUUUUUCUUCUCUUUUACAGCGACCCGGCUAAUCUCCAUCCUUAUACCAAGAACACACACACACACACACACACACUGAGGAGACGUGAAGUGAAGAAGGAAACCUAAAGUGGUCCACGGAGAUCAAGAUGCUACCUGUCUGGGGCAUCAUGGACUUUUCAGCAGGAUUGUAUCUGCUAUGGGUGUUCGUGUUGAACUUUGGGCAUGGCACACUGGGGGGAAUAUUGUACCGUGUGCGUGAGGAACAGCCACCGAGCACCCUGAUAGGAAGUUUGGCGGCUGAUCAGGGAUUACCUGACUCCGGACAUCUGUACAAGCUUGAGGUGGGCGCCCCUUACCUGCGGGUGGACGGAAAAACAGGGGAAAUAUUCACCACCGAGAUUCCCAUAGAUAGAGAGACGCUGAAGGAUUGUCGGAUGAAAGGGAAGCCGUGCUUUUUGGAGUUUGAGGUGUCUGUCACAGAUCUCAUCCAAAACCAAAGCCCCAGGCUGAUUGAAGGCCGGAUUGAGGUGCUGGACAUAAAUGAUAACACCCCGCAGUUUCCGUCACCUGUCCUCACUCUGUCUGUGCAGGAAAACACUCACAUGGGAGCGACAUUUUCCAUCCCUCUGGCCACUGACAAAGAUACAGAGCGUAAUGGUGUAGCUGACUAUACCCUCAGUGCGGGACCAGAGGCUGUUUCACUCUUUGGUCUACAAGUGGCAGAUGACAGGGGUGAGAAAUUGCCUCAGCUUAUUGUGAUGGGAAACCUGGACCGGGAGUUGAAAGACUCCUAUGACCUCACCAUUAAAGCAGUGGAUGGCGGAAGCCCAUCUCGUUACAGUAGUGCCUUGCUGAGAGUCGUCGUCACUGAUGCCAAUGACAAUGCACCCAAGUUUGAGAAAUCGUCCUAUGAAGCAGAGGUUUCAGAAAACAGUCCGGUUGGACACUCUGUAUUACAGGUUAAGGCUAAUGACUCAGACAUGGGCCCAAAUGGUGAAAUCGAAUACAUCAUUCAUCAAGCCAGUGAUCCAGUGCCGAAGCUGCUACAGAUUGACCAUUCCACAGGCAUCAUAUAUGUCAAAGGUCCGUUGGAUCGUGAGGAGAUCAACAACUUGAAGUUUCACGUUAUUGCACGGGACAAAGGUCCCUCGCCUAAAAGCUCAACAACAUAUGUUUCUGUUGAAGUAACCGACCAAAAUGAUAAUGCGCCAGCUGUGGAGAUCCGUGGAAUUGGCCUUAGGACCCAUAGUGAUGGGGUGGCAAACAUCUCAGAGGACAUGCCAGUGGGCACUGCAGUGGCACUGGUGCAAGUGUCAGAUAAGGAUGAGGGAGAAAACGCUGUGGUGACCUGUGUGGUAGCGGGAGAUGUUCCAUUCCAGCUCCGACCUGCUGGUGAUUCGUCUAUUGAUAACAAGAAAAAGUAUUUUCUGCAGACGACCACACCUCUGGACUAUGAGCGAAUCAGGGACUACCGCGUGGAGAUAGUCGCUGUGGACUCAGGCAACCCAGCUCUGUCAAGCACCAACUCCCUAAAAGUCCAGGUGACUGACGUGAAUGACAAUUCUCCCAUAUUCUCACCUCCAGUGUUUGAAAUAGAGUUUGCCGAAGAGAACCAGCCUGGAGAGAAGGUUCUUGAUGUUAUUGCCGUAGAUGCAGACAGUGGCACCAACGCAGAACUCAUCUACAGCAUUAUUGCGGACUCCUCGAUAAGGGGGCUCUUUGAGAUUGACCCCAGUACAGGCGAAGUACGAGCAAGGAGCCCACUUGACCGUGAGCACAAAGAACGUUAUGAGUUCCGUGUUACUGCUUCCGACAAAGGUGUUCCUAGCCACAGGGGUACCGCUACCGUUGUGGUCAAAGUACUGGAUAGGAAUGAUAACGAUCCCAAGUUUAUGCUUAGUAGUUACAGCUUCUCUGUCUUGGAGAACAUGCCACCACUCAGCCCGGUGGGCAUGGUAACUGUAUUGGAUAUGGAUAAGGGAGAAAAUUCCCAAGUGCAGCUCUCGGUCGAACCAGAUGUUGGAAAGUUUGUAGUACAGAAUGGCACAGGAACAAUCCUUUCGAGUAUAUCCUUUGACCGGGAGAAAGAAAGCAGCUACAGUUUUCGACUUAAAGCAGUAGAUGGAGGAGAACCCCCUAGGUCAUCAUAUGUUGGUGUGACCAUCAACGUACUCGACGAGAAUGACAAUGCACCUGUUGUCACCAAACCUUCUAAUUCUUCUUUUAUACGUCUAUCUCCCCUGGCUGCACCUGAUAGCGUUGUCGAGGUGGUGGAGGCAGAAGACAUGGACUCUGGCUCCAACGCUGAGCUGUUCUACAGUAUUGCAGGUGGAAACCCCCAUGAGCUCUUUUAUAUAUCUUCCUCAGAUGGAGAGAUCAAACUAACAAAGGAACUGACUCGGAAACAUGGAGGUCUGCAUCGCUUGGUGGUUAAAGUAAGUGAUAGGGGUAAGCCUUCUCGCCAUGCAAUUGCAUUGGUGCACAUUUAUGUCAAUGAGACUAUUUCUAAUGUCAGCCUUGUGGAGGGUCUAGUGGGACAUAGCUUAUACACUCCACUGGACACAGACAUUGCGGGUGACCCUGACUAUGGCCUAGCUGCUCAGAGAAGCAACAUCCUCUACGGCAGUUUGGCUGGCGUGGCAGGAGUUGUCACAGUAAUCAUAGUGGUAGUCUUUAUCAGACAUCGCCUCCAGAGAGAAACCAAGAGUGGCUAUCAAGCUGGCAAAAAGGAAACCAAGGACUUGUAUGCACCGAAACAAGGACCAAAGAGCAUUAAGGGUAAAAAGGGGAGAAAGGGAAAGCCUCCAAAAUCACCCAAACCUCUUGGAGAAGAUGAAGAGGUCAGCCUUCAGAAGAGUCUGAAGUUUAACAUUGACGGGGUUAACGACAGCCCUAGAAUCCACCUGCCCUUGACCUACCCGCCUGGCAGCCCUGACUUGGGCAGGCAUUACCGUUCAAAUUCACCCUUGCCCUCCAUUCAGCUUCAGGCCCAGUCUCCAUCGGCCUCGCAGAAGCAUCAGGCUGUCCAGGAGCUCCCUGCCACCAAUACGUUUGUGGGAACAGAGCGAGAUGACAACUCUACUGGUUCAGACCAGUACUCGGAUUACAGCUACAAGACUAGUCAGCCAAAAUACAGCACAAAAUCGCUGCCGCACCGCAGAGUGACGUUCUCCACGGCCAAUCCGGUGCAGGACGCUCAGGACUCGUCCCAGCAGAGCUACUACGACAGUGGCCUGGAGGAGUCGGAGACACCCAGCAGCAAGAGUUCGUCAGGGCCUCGCCUCGGCCCGCUGGCACUGCCUGAGGAACACUACGAGAGAACCACGCCUGACGGCAGCAUCGGGGAAAUGGAGCACCCUGAAAAUGAUGUUCGGUCGCUUCCCGACGUCGCCAUGACGGGAACCUGCAGUCAGGAGUGCAGCGAGCUCGGCCACUCGGAUGCCUGCUGGAUGCCCGGUCAGCCUUCUCCCGCCCGCAAAACUCGCACGCUGCCCAAACUGUCCACGUUCGUGCCUUACCAGGAGAGGGGCGGGACCCUGGGACGACUGGCCAACGGCGAGCCCCGGCCCCGCCUCCCGCCCUCGCGCAGUGCCUACGCCCCCAGCGACCAUGCCCCCAGCGAUCACGUCCCCAUCGAGGAGGUGCCUCUGAGCGUCACCUCCGAGUUCCCGCCCACCAGUCCCACCUCUAACCACGCCCCCAAACGGGAAAUAUACCUGUGAACGAAUCAGCGCUUGAGAUUAGGAAUUGACCGAGAUUCAGAUCGACCUCCGCACCGAGGAACGGAACGAAGACGUCGCUCGAAUUGUAAAACCCGAGCCGAACUCAAAAACAAAACAAAACAAAAAAAGUGUGUUAGAGCUGUACGUUUAUUUAUAUUUAUAUUUAUUUAUUCACCUACGAAUUCAUCUAUUUAUUAUUUUUUUGCCCCCCCCCUCACCUUUUCCACCUUCCCUCUUCCUCUUCCUCCUCCUCCUCCUUCAUGCACCAUGACGAAAGCGCUCGAAGACUUUCUGAGUGACUUUAGCUUCGCUAGCCUGUGGAAUGUUUACUGGAUCUUUCCGAAACAGUGUGACCUGUGCUGUAGUGCCAUAAGCCUGAAGCUCUUGCUCGGCUUCUUCUACUUCUUCUUCUUCUUCUUCUUCUUCUCCGAGGCUCCGUUGUCGCCUUCCUGGACACUGGACUGGGAAUCGUUUCGGAGCGGUCUUAGUACAUGUACAGCGAUGUAAAGAGACGUUUCUAUGAUGUGUAGAUAUGAAUAUGAGGACCAGGCUUGAGCUGAGAUCAAAAAAAAAAAAGGUACAUUCCGAAUUUUUUUCCGAAUCAGCCUGAGGAGCGGGUGUCGGUGCUUCACCUUCAGCUCCACUUCAGCUUAGGUCUGUGUGUGUGUGUGUGUGUGUUUGCUAUGCUUGAAAGAUCUCUCAAACCGCUGUAUAGUGGGAGUGAUACUACAAGUCCUGUGUGUGUAAGUAUUAGUGUGUGUGUGUGUGUGUGUGUGUGUGUGUGAGUGAGCAUGUUUGCCACUGUGAACCCUUAACUCUAUCCAGAAGGUAAAGCAGGUAACGCAUCUCUAAUACACACAGCCUGCUGUUCCUUUCCAUCAGAGGGCGAGCUGGAAACGCUUCCCUUUUGAAAAAGAAUCAAACCCGACUCCACGCUGAGCCCGUGCAGGAUUAUGCGGCGAGACCGACCGUCCCGUCCCAUCACAGGGCCUCACUGUCUCGGCUGUUUUUUUGUUUUUUUUACUUGUGUCCUUUUUAAUCACUAUAAACCUGAAACCUCUUAAGAUCUGGAGAACUGUUUUUUUUCAAUGCCUUAAAAAAAAAAAAGAAGAUAUUUGUAUCUAACAAUCAUAACGGACGAUUUCGAUGAUCGAUAAUCCCGCCUGACCUCACGAGCAUGUCGGCUGUGCAUGUGUUUCCAGUCAGGAGUGACUCAAAGGUCACAAGCGAAAUGACAUGAAAUGAAGGGAAAUGGCCUCAAUCUAUUUAUCCGCCCUUUCCAUUUCCAUUGCCCCAGCGUCCUUUCCCUGAAUUGAACUGAUUUCUGGAUUAGCAUAAACAGCAGAACCGCGCAGUUACAGGAAGGACCACCCUUUUUCUAUGUGAUUACGGUAAUGACACGACAAGUGGCUACUUUUCUCUCUACGCGAAAACUGCAGUCUAGCACCGAGUUGUCGUCCGAGCCGCUUAAGCCCGGGAGCGUCACGGUGCGUUAUGAUAUCUUCAUCACGGCGCUAAGGUGACCUCCGUGGCGCAUGUCUGCGUGUAUGUGAGUGUGAGUAUGUGAGAGAGAGAGAGAGAGAGAGCAGUUGCAGUGCAGUGGCCAUAGAACUAAUUAGAAGCUGCUGUGUGUGUGUGUGUGUGUGUGUGUGUGUAUGUGUGUGUGUGUGCGCUUGUAUGCGUGUGAGAGCGCGAACCCUCAGAGCUGGGAGACGAUCACCACACUAACUCACAGCUCCUACCUCAUCGGCGCCCCCUCUGGCACCUUUCGGAGAAUAAUUAACACACAGAACAUAUGGACACGACUGUGAUUCAAUAAGGCGACCCGUUACGGCGCCUUGCGGAAUAAAAGCACAUUACGCUGUUCUUUGAAGCCAUUUCAUGACUGUGAUGAUGAAAUAGAUAAAUAAAUAAAUAAAAGUGCAUAACUACAGCGGGAGGCGUAUUAUGAUCUGGCGUAAUUAGGGCUUCUCGUUCGUUCGUUCGUCUGCGUGCCCAGCUCUGAUGCAGACAAACUCAAGUUCUCGGACCUAAAGAAUCCGAUCGUGUGCGUUUCAAAAAUACCACGGGGCCGAGACUUGCUUUUUUCUUCUUUCUCAAGUUAGAGGGAAAAAUCCACCCUGAACAUCUCGGAGUUUCUCGAAUCUUUAUCAUUAACAACAGCAUCAAGAUUCGUCUUGCUAACGGUUUACAGCGUAAAGGUUUGCUACAUUGUUUACUGAUAACCCUGGUAACAAAAGUGACACCGCAGCGCUUCAGUUAUUUCCUCUCUCCAGGUGUCUCACUUCGCUUUAGACUUCAUGCUAACGCCAACGUUAUCUCGUAGAUCGCCGACUAGCCAUGCGGAGUUUCUUCUAAUUAGAGUGGACUUUGGGUCCACGGUGUCACCACUGCUUUGAUUUUUGGUUUCUCUUUAAUUAUAAUAAUAAUAAUAAUAAUAAUAAUAAUAAUAGAUUUUUUUUUUCUGAGAUAACAACUAAA